Musa acuminata AAA Group (dessert banana) is the source of this 726-nucleotide messenger RNA. RefSeq names its product basic helix-loop-helix protein 80-like. NCBI's taxonomy places the organism in Eukaryota, Viridiplantae, Streptophyta, Magnoliopsida, Zingiberales, Musaceae. Gene Ontology annotation, molecular function: protein dimerization activity; DNA-binding transcription factor activity. Bases 1 to 726 code for a protein of 241 amino acids. The record is from RefSeq and is a predicted model, not a curated record. Gene Ontology annotation, cellular component: nucleus. Gene Ontology annotation, biological process: regulation of DNA-templated transcription. The transcript is spliced from 4 exons.
AUGGCAGCCUUUCCAUACCAUCAGCCACAAUUUUUACUUGCAAAUAGCCCGAGGGAGAUGUGGUCUUGCUACCUUCCCUCAGCAAAUGCCCCUCCAGAGGUUCCUGCAGCAACCGGAGCCAAAGCCCUUGAGAGCAGAAUAAGCUCCCUUGACACUGCUAACAUGGAUCUGUCUUCCCCAUUGGUGGUUGAUUCCACCAGCGCUGAAGGGGUUCCACAAAUGGAGCGUCAUCUGAAGAAGACAAAGAACAGAGAUGCCAUUAGUUUGAGCUCUGAUCAGUCCAAGGAAGUAGCAGUAGGUUACCGUUCGAUGGUGAGAAGGGAGAAGAUUAGUCGGCGGAUGAAGGUUUUGCAGAGUCUUGUCCCUGGCUGUGACAAGGUAACAUUAACUAGACCAAAUGAAGCACAUACUUCUUCUUCUUCUUCUUCUUCUUCAAGAACUUUGCUUGUUGUCCAUGAUGACAAGAUCACAGGAAAGGCCCAGGUGUUGGAUGAGAUAACAAACUACGUGCGAUCCUUGCAAUACCAAGUUGAGUUUCUCUCCAUGAGGCUCGCAUUGCUCAAUUCGACACUCCAUGACUUGGAUGAGGAAUGCAGUGGUGGUCAUCUGGAACAACAGCUGCAGGAAACAUGGAACAUGUGCAAUACUCUGUACUCCAAGCAAGUCCGAUUCAACGACGAGACUUCGACGACGAAGCACCCCAUGGCGGACAACUCUCCGCAUUGA